This is a messenger RNA of Paramecium pentaurelia, 625 nucleotides long. Lineage: Eukaryota; Ciliophora; Oligohymenophorea; Peniculida; Parameciidae. The record is from the annotation of a GenBank genome assembly.
AUGCAACAAGUUUUCGAUUGUCCAAUAUGUUUAUAAACAUUGUUAUAACCAAUUACUUUAACAUGUGGUCAUACAUUUUGUAAACCAUGUGUUCGAAAUAAAUACUUUUAUCAAAAUUACAACUCAUGUCCAGUUUGCAGAGCACCUAUAUAGAUAUACUUAAAUUAGUUUAAAGUGAAUAUUCUUUUAGAGACUCUUAUAAAAUAGGAAUUUAAUAGUGAAUAAAAUUAUUAGUUGAGAGUGUUAAAUUACUAAAAGCGAUUAGAUUUAAGAAAUAGAAGGAAAUGGUAUCACACAAUGAUGUUAAUAAUAUUUGAAUAUUCUAAAUAGAUAUGGAGAAUAAUUUAAAAGAUGUUGCCAUUAUAUUUAAUAGGUAUAUAUAUAAAUGUAAUAGUAAAUAGUUUUGGUGAUAUUGAUGUAUAUGAGUGUGAAAUCUAAUUUAAGGUUUGAGAAAUUGUAAAAAUAAUUUACAAAACGUGUAAAACUUGAAAAAUUAAGUGAAGAAAUAGCUAAAAUGGUAUCAUUAUUGAAGGCUGAUAAUUAAGAUGCAAAAGAUUUGGAUAUAUAAAAUUUAGUAUUUUCCAAAAUAGUAAAAUACUUAUUUACAAAUUGUGUCAGAUUUUGA